Messenger RNA from Oncorhynchus tshawytscha (Chinook salmon), 1906 nucleotides. RefSeq names its product DnaJ (Hsp40) homolog, subfamily C, member 30b. Bases 1386 to 1886 code for a protein of 166 amino acids. Lineage: Eukaryota; Metazoa; Chordata; Actinopteri; Salmoniformes; Salmonidae. The record is from RefSeq and is a predicted model, not a curated record. The transcript has a single exon.
GUGAACAUGUCAUACUAACCAUUUUUAAGCGGGGCAAUAUGCUCUGGUUUUCGACAACUUGAGGCCAUCUUUUUUGGUUUAAUACAAGUUAUCCAACAGCGAUCGAUUGAAACCAAAAUAAGUUGUUCUGAUGUCUGGAUGGAGCUGGGGCUCGACAUGUCAGUAUGACGUAGAAUGUCUGCGCCAAAGGGGGCAAGUGAUUUAAGGAGGCAGCCACAGUUUAAAAUUUAAAAAUACUUUCAGAAACGACUUCAACAACUAAAACUUGAAUUAAAUGCAUAUAUAAACCCAAUUUUAAAUCAUACGAAAAAUUCAGUUGCACAGACUGUCGCAAACUCUUUACAUAAUACCCGAGAGGAAGUGGUGACAUUUGAUAACGUUCAAGCCUCAAUUCCUCUUAUAUAAUUGGAUGUCAGAACACGUUUUUGUGACCACUUAACAUUUCCAUCGACUCUCAUGUGUCUGCUAUACAUUUUACCGGAUACCACCCCUGUAUUUUCUCCAUGGUCGCUGUACUUGCUGCUACGGGAGAAUGGAGGUCAGUCGGAGAUUGGGGAGUGAAGCGUACAGAUUUUCAACUAUCAGAAACGCACCGACUCAUUCGCUCCGCUGCGCCAGAGGUCAAGAAAACAGAACGAUGUCAGUAGCAGCAGGUUCUAUAAUUGGAGCCAGAACCUGUAGAGGCAAGGUAACCGCACAGCGGAUUUACAAAUGUCAGCAGGUGUCAACAGGGGACAUUCCUGGGAACCGGAAAAUGAAAACCUCAAAGAUAAUGCCCUUAAAUGCAUGGAGUUAAGAGCACAGAGCUCAAAUACUUUUUAGCCUAAAACAUGAGAACAGACUGAGUUAUGGGACAUUACCUCAAGUUUGUUCAAUUUGUGAUUGACUUUUAUUAGACAUUGAUGCUCAACCCUCCAUCAAAUGAACAUGUUCUGCCCAGUGUACAGUCCCAGGGUAAACUAGUAAUAACAGUACACAGGAUGACGUGUUGGAAUAGCAGAGGUGUUGUCAUGGUCACCUUUCACCCUGAAACCUUUGGGUCACCUCAGCAGCUCCAAGAAUUCAGCACGGUCAUGCUCAACCUGGCAGAGCAGCAGUCAGGCCGGUUUCGACCUCACCCAGAGGUCCUGUACUCCACCAGGGCUCACAGCUGGAGGAGCAAAAACAACCAGUCAGACUUCCCACCUCUUCACAGGAGCAGAACGGCCUACUACGACAUCCUCCGAGUGUCCCCAAGUAAAGACCGCCUACUAGAAGCAGUCAUUCAUCUACCAUCCAGACAAGAACCCCGACAAUGAGGAGGCCACCCAGACAAGAACCCCGACAACGAGGAAGCCAGCCAGCGUUUCUCUGAGAUCAGUGAGGCCUUUAGCGUGUUGGGGAGCAUGGCCCUGAGGAGGAAGUACGACCACAGCAUCUUCAGUGGGUCAGAUGUCCAGGAGUCUGGCAGACCCUCAGAACGGGAGUCCAUCUACAACACCAGAGCCUCUAGCCCACAGCAGUAUCAACAACAGCAGAGAUCCCCACGGUUCUCCAACGUUGGAGGGAAGGCCAUGUUUGACCUUGAUGCCUUCUUCCAGGCUCACUAUGGUGAGCAGCUGCAGAGGGAGAAGGAGCUGAGGUCCAGAAGGGCCCAGUACCAGCAGAAACAGCAGCACGAUUAUAAGCAGUGGAAGCUGGGGAAGAUGUUGGAGAUUACUGUAGGGGUGCUGCUGGCCAUGAGUGGUCAGGGGUCUUCUCUUCUUCAGUAUCACCAGAUCCUGAUUGUAUGGGUGCUGCUGGCCAUGAGGGGUCAGGGGUCAUCUUCACUAUCACCAGGUCCUGAUUGUAUGGGUGCUGCUGGCCAUGAGGGGUCAGGGGUCAUCUUCACUAUCACCAGGUCCUGAAAUAAAUCUUAACCAACCUG